Messenger RNA from Acanthopagrus latus (yellowfin seabream), 4378 nucleotides. It is a transcript of the gene nyx, whose product is annotated as nyctalopin. Gene Ontology annotation, molecular function: protein binding. Gene Ontology annotation, cellular component: plasma membrane. Lineage: Eukaryota; Metazoa; Chordata; Actinopteri; Spariformes; Sparidae. The transcript has 3 exons. The record is from RefSeq and is a predicted model, not a curated record. The coding region runs from base 1445 to 2860 and encodes 471 amino acids.
UCUUAUUAAACAAAAAAUUCCUCAAGGGAUUAAUAUAAAGAACAAUUAAUGAACUUUUGCCAUCUGGCUUUGCUCCAUGCUAUCUGUAUAUAAAAAAAAAAUACAUGUAAUAAAUAUAUAUAUGUAUAAAAUAUAUGUAUACUGGGUUAAAAUAAAUGCAAAUAUUUUUAUGCAAGACUUUAAAAAAAAAAAAAAAAUCAUCAGUGAUAAAGUGCACUGUCAAACUCAGGUAUGGUUGCAUAGUACUGGACCACAGGUCCGUCACAGCGAAAAAGAACAGUACGUCUUCCAGCUUCUUUGUCACUUUUGCACAAUUUGUGUUGUACGGACGGGGCAAGACAACUUCGCCAAAAUGUUUUCGCCCUGGUAGCUUGUAGCAGAGGUCCAGCGUAAGAAGCAAAUGUUGGAAGCCAGCCUUUUCUGCUGUGUAUGUCGGGACCAUUUCUGUUGCGAUGUGAAAAGUGACUGCAUCCGUAAUAUUUUUCCACCCCCUUUCAAUCUUAUCAUAUGGUACACCACAUGAAAAUGAAGUUGGCAGAGUAACUUGCUUUGGAGUGGGUGGUGGUGUAGCCGCAUUCGCGUUCCCUUGUGCGGUCCGCUCUGCAACACACUGCUGCCAUUCCGACGGGUGGUUGUUUUGCAGGUGUUGAAAUAAAUUAGUCAUGCUGCUUUUAACUGCCACUGACUUCAGACAGAUUUUACAACGUGGAGUACUUUGCUCUUCAUCUGAAGUGUCGAAGCCAAACCACGGACUUGUUUUUGUUUGUUUACAAUGUGAAGAGCGAGAUGGGAGGAUAGAGGUGGAAGUUACUACGGCAACCCAGCGCAGCCCAGACACAUGAACGGGGGCUGUACCGUAAUUUCCCUAGUUAAAGUGAAAAAUCGAUUUUACGAGUUUCACGUUUUUAACAUCGUCCUAAUUAAAUAAUCGCGAUUAUGAUUUAAUAUCGAUUAAUCGAACAGGCCUAAGUACACAUUAUGUACAUAUACUCAUAUCAAAUCAAAAUGGUAAAACAUGUAGGUGACAUUAGUUCAUAAAAAGUGAAUAUGAUUUGCCUUGAAACUCCCAAACCCAACCAACAGAGCAGUGUGUGUAUGUCAUGGUCCAGUCUUAGGAAUCUUAUCAAGUCGUUGACAGUUUAUCUUGUUAUCUUUUGCUAUUCAAUGAUAAUGUCUAAAUAACUUGUGAUUUUGAGAAAACAAAUACAAUAGAAUGGAUUGUCACAGAAAAAUGGAGAAAAUAAUUUGCUGGUUGAUUGGGGAGAGGGUGGGGGUGAUUUACAACAUCCAUUUACAUAGUGCCUGAGUGCUGUUUUUUGAGAAAGGACAUUUCAACAUGUUUGUCUCACUUUAGUGGCUCUUUGCAGUGAAAUAUGUAGGACUGACUGCUGUGUUUUCACUUCCAUGUCUUUUGUGUCCUCCCUCUGUCCUGCUUUAAGUCUCUAUGCUGUGCCUGCUGCCUCAGGCAGUGCUGGCACGGUGGGCAUGUGUUCGGGCCUGUCCGGUAUCCUGCUCCUGCACACAGGAGAAGAGUUGCAGUGUCUUAUGUGACCGCUCUGGCCUGGCUGAGCUGCCCAAAGAGUUUCCCUGCGAGGCCUCUGCUAUCAACCUGGAAAAGAACAGACUGAAGUUCCUGUCGGAGAGGGCAUUUGGCACCCUGCCCUCCCUCAAGUCUCUCUCUCUGGACCACAACAACAUCUCUUUCAUUACUCCUGGAGCCUUCAAGGGCCUCUCAAACUUAGUGGACCUGAAAAUGGCGCACAACGAGUACAUUAGUUAUCUUCACACACGAACAUUCACAGGACUGAAGAAGCUGGUGCGCCUUGACUUGUCAGACUGUAACCUCUUCAACAUCCCUGACCGUAUCUUCAUUGAGCAAACAGCACUCAAGGAGCUGCUCUGCUUCCAAAACAACUUCAGGAGAAUCCCUGGAGCCUUCAGAGGCAUGGAGAACCUGACUCACAUUUAUCUGGAGAGGAACAAGAUAGAGGCGGUGGCCUACAACUCCCUGCUGGGCCUGGGUAGUCUCAAGUACCUGAACCUUCAGGAAAACCGCAUCAAUGUGAUCCAUGAUCAGGCCUUCCAGGACCUUGUGCGGCUGGAGAACUUCUACCUCAAUGACAACUUGCUGUCUGAUCUGCCCCGGAAUGCCUUCAAGGGGCUCAGCCGCCUAAAGAUGCUCAACCUUGGGGGUAACCAGUUAACCAAUGUGUCUAAGACCUGGUUUAGUGACCUGGUGGAGCUGGAGGUCCUGUACCUGGACAGAAACCAGGUGCUAUACAUCGAGGAGGGCACCUUUGAGAACCUGACCAGCCUGAUCACGCUCCACUUGAACAGCAACAACCUCACCACCCUCCCCUUCCCUGUUUUCCAGCCCAUCUACUUCCUGGGUCGCCUCUACCUCUUCCGAAACCCUUGGGAGUGUGACUGCUCCCUUGAGUGGCUGAAAGAGUGGAUGGAAAACUACAAGCUGGUGCGGGACAUCCCGUGUGCCUCACCUUCAUCUGUCACAGGGCUAGAUCUCAGUGAGGUGAACUUUGCUAAGGUGAACAGCACGUGUGUAGACCCUGCAGAGCUAAACCUGACCACAGCCUCCUCUGAGAUCAUCUCCACCACGGAAAACCGCUUCAAAAGCCUCAUUUCCAAGCUGCUCCAGCAGGAGCUCCGAGAGGAAAUGGGGAACAGUACACAGAGCGUCCGCAACGGGACCCUGCUGGAGCCAGAGGAUGGGCAGCUGUCUACAGGGGCCAGAGGCCAACGGGCCAUGGCAAACCAAUCACUUGUCUGUUUCCUUACAGUGUGGCUCAUUGUUGCUCUGAUUGGCCAGUCAAGUGAUAAUUUCUGUCUCUCUUGCACAUGAGAAUCAAUUAAAUGGGGUUUGCUUCCUGACCCACAGAAACAAGGGGUAACUUUCCAAUUUGCAGAUGGGAAAAAAUAUGUUUAUAUUUAUCCAAGAAAGCACCGAGGGAAUACUCAUCCUUGCAUGUGUUGUUACUGGUGUGAGUCUUUUUCUGUUGAAAUACAAUUAUGGUCAAUUGAAUAUUUUCAGCUUAAGAAACAAGACUGAUGUUGACAUGGCAGCAUUUAUCAUGAUAUGAAAACAUAAUCUAUGAUAUUUAUAGAUUACUUAUAUAAGAGUAAGCGCAGCUACAUGCCAGACACAUAUCCUCUCCUGGUUCAUAAACAGCUAUGCUAAGCUGUAUGGUUGCUGGAUUAUUUUUCUGCAGUUACAGAGAUGGGUGUUGAUUUCUGUGGUGACGUGGUGAAAAUGUAUAUGUGAACCUCCACCUUUUGUUGAAAAAUCUUCCAUUUUGAUUAAUAUUAUGUAAUACUCAUCACAGAGUCUGUUACAAGUGUAUUUUGUAUAUUCAUUCACAUCUAUCUGUUCAGUUAAAGGAGAUUAGAACUCCUGUAGUUAUCUCCUAAGCAGAUGUCCUCAUUGCUUAUUUCUAUUCAUUCAACUCCAAAUGUAGCUUCUACAGCUUUUCCAUAAAUGCAUUAAUCUUCUUAAUGCACGUGGCUCAAUGUUGUUGCUGCCUCUAUAUGCUACACCAUAAUGGAGAACAUUGUCAUUGCUUUUGCCUCCUUUGCAUGGACUGUUUUCUUCUUAUGGGCAUGAGUUUUCUCUGUACAGGGACCAUGGAGGAUGAUUGCUGUAUGUCAGGUUUUGGAUGGAGGAGGGAAUCAGGUCAAAGCAUGUCAUCUCUCUUGGGGAUAACAAAUGCUUUCCAACAUUACUUUGCGAUUAAAUUAACGUUAGUGUUGAUUUACAUCACAUUUUGUAUACUGCAAAGUUUAGAAUGUAUUCAGGCUAUGUGCACUGACGUUUUUCUCUGUGUAGCUGAAAAAGAAUAUCCCUCUUGUAUCACCAGCCACUGCUUUCUCUUCACCCUGGUCAAUGUAAGUAGUUUGGCCAGACAGCCAGUGAUCCGAUUCAGUGCUGUUUUUAAACAAAACGCUCUGUCACUUGAUUUAUUUUUCUAAAUAAAAAAAUUGCUGUUGAACUUUCAACAUGACUUCUCAGUAUUCCUCUCACUUCUCCUAAAUAGACUCUUCAACUGAGGAGUCAACCUGUUUCAGCAGGGAACACCAAUUAAUCUGCGCACUGGCCUUUUGGCUCUUUAAUGUGAGAUUAGGCCGGGACUAAGACAAAUGGGGUGGCUGGAUACUGCAUCUCACCCCUCUCAUUUACCAUCAUUUGCAGCUGUUCCCAUGCUGUUAUCCUGGAUCUGUGCAGAGAUGUAAUAGAGGAUAAGUACAUGCAGAAUGUCUGUAAUUUAUCUGGGCCAAAGAUGAAAUGAGAGGUAUUACAGAAGAGCAACUGUUGUCUCUGCAUUCACUGGUAUACAUUUUACACUUGUGCUUUAGGUAAAUCUAA